Molecule: messenger RNA, 1727 nt
Organism: Phyllostomus discolor (pale spear-nosed bat)
Lineage: Eukaryota; Metazoa; Chordata; Mammalia; Chiroptera; Phyllostomidae
Product: NADH-cytochrome b5 reductase 2-like
Cellular component (GO): mitochondrion
Molecular function (GO): oxidoreductase activity; FAD binding
Source: RefSeq, a predicted model, not a curated record
AAAAUUGAUAAAGAACUUAUAAAAUUCAUUACCAAAAAUGCAAACAAUCCAAUUAAAAAGUGUGCAAAGGACCUGAAUAGACAUUUCUCUAAACAGGGUAUAUAGAUGGCCAGUAGAUAUAUAAAAAGGUGCUCAACAUCACUAAUCAUCAGAAAAAUGCAAUUAAAACCCAAAUUACACCUGUCAGAAUGACAGGUAUAAUUAUUACCUUACACCCAUCAGAAUGGUUACCAACAAUAAAUCAACAAACAUCAAGUGCUGGCGAGGAUGUGGAAAAAAGAGAACCCUUGUGCACUAUUGGUGGGAAUGCAGACUGGUGCAGCCACUGUGGAAAGCAGUCUGGAGUUAUCUCAAAAAAUUAAAGAUGGAACUGCCUUAUGACCCAGAGAUUCCACUGCUGGGAAUAUAUCUGAAGAAACCCAAAACACUGAUUCAAAAGAAUACAUUCACCACUUUGCUCAUUGUAGCAUUGUUUACAAUUGCCAAGCCAUGGAAGCAGCUCAAGUGUCCAUCAAUAGAUGUGUGGAUAAAAAAAGCUGUGGUAUAUUUACACAAUGGAAUACCACAAGGCCAUAACAAAGAAGGAAAUCUUACAUUUUGUGACAGCAUGGAUGGAACUGGACAGGAUUAUGCUCAGUGAAAUAAGCCAGUCAGAGAAAGACAAGUACCGUAUGACUUCACUUAUAUGUGGGAUCUAAUGAACAAAACAGAGUCCAGCCAGGUCAGCCAGAUGUGGAGUGGAGCUGGGGGUAGGUGCAGAGGCUGGCCCGACCAUGGACAGGACCUGUCCCUGCUCCUUGCCAUCUCCAUCAUUGGGGUUAUGGUACUUCUCUUGGCCCUGAAGAACAUGAACUCAAGGAGGAAACAUCUUAUCACCUUACAGAGCCCUGAAAUGAAGUACCUACUGCCCAUGGUUGAGAAAGAGCAAAUCAGCCACAACACCAGGAGGUUCCGCUUUGGACUGCCCUCACCAGACCACGUUUUAGGACUUCCUGUAGGUAACUAUGUCCUUCUCUUGGCCAACACUGAUGGUGCUCUGGUGAUCAGGCCAUACACACCCAUGUCCAGUGAUGAUGAUCAAGGCUUUGUGGACUUAAUUAUAAAGAUCUACUUCAAAAAUGUACACCCUAAUUAUCCAGGUGGAGGGGAGAUGACCCAGUACUUGGAGAACAUGAAAACUGGGGACACGAUUCUUUUCCAAGGGCCAGCUGGGCACCUGUUCUAUCAUGGGCCACGGAAGUUUUCAGUCAAAGAGUACAAAACAAGUAAGCCUGAAGAAAAACCGGCCAGUCAACCGGGAAUGAUUGCUCGGGGCACAGGGGUCACGCCCAUGCUGCAGCUCAUUCGCCACAUCACCAAGAACCCCAGAGACAGGACCAGGGUAUCCCUCAUCUUUGCCAGCCAGACAGAAGAAGACAUCUUGAUGAGAAAGGAGCUUGAAGAAGUUGCCAGAACUCACCCAAAUCAGUUCAACCUGUGGUACACCCUGGACAGGCCUCCUGUUGGCUGGAAGUACAGCUCAGGCUUUACCACCGACAUGACCCAGGAGCACCUCCCUGCUCCUGGGAAGUCCAUGCUCAUCCUGGUGUGUUGCCCGCCACCCCUGACCCAGACAGCCACUCACCCCAACUUGAAGAAACUAGGGUAUCCCAAGAACAUGAUUUUCACCUACUAACACCUUCUUUGCUCUUAGCAAACUUCCCUAGUCCCUUACAUCUGUUUCAAAG